GUUUAAGUGUACAGACAACCAGACAGACAGACAGACAGACUGCAGCUGAUGAAUGGUUGAUACUUCGUACACGCGACCAACCGACUGACUGACUGACUAGUGGCACCACAAUGCACGCCGGGUGCGUGGCGCGCUGUCUGUGUAUCCGUCCUUGGAUGGAUGGAUAGAUGGACCCCUCCCUCCCUCCCUCCCUCGUACAUCUAUUCACGCACGAACGCACAUCCACUCACCCACCCAUCCACAGACGCGCGUCAAUGGGUACACACGGUCACCGAUGGUACGCAUCCCAACAAUUGCUUCACUGUACAGUCAAUGCCUCCACAUCAAUAACACCCGGCAAGGCUCCCAUUCUCCUCUCCCCACUGUCCAACAGUCAGCCUCUCCCCCCGUCAGUCACGCCAUCUGUCUGUGUCUUGUGUGCUGGCAGCCGUGUCGGCAGCUCCAGGCUGCUCGGGUUCUGCGUGUCGCACACCGACGGCCAGCUGCACUCACAUGAACAGCCCCUCACUUUGCGGAGCGUCACCGACACUCGCCGCCCCCUCUUGAGGAUUCGCCCGUCGACACAGUCGGUGCGCCGGGAUGCAAUGUAGUGUGCCCUAGGGAUAGAUAGAUGGACAACAUAACAUACACACGACACGCGGCAAGCAAACGAGUGAGUGCAUGAAGGGACCGGACCUAUCAUGGUGUCCAUGUGCUCUUCUCCCUCCGCACGCUCACGCACCAUGCAUAUCUCGCUUCGCCUUUGAAUAUGAGCAGGGAGCCCUUGGUAAGGUACAGGAGCUUCCGAUCACACGGCUGUGGUGAAUCAUCGGCGGCAGCCCUCCUUCGGAACUCCAUGACACAGCCGCUGCCCAACGAGAGCGUGCCGAUAGCAUCUUCGAACGCCGAAUGGGUGUCGAUGUGACAUCCAAUGCCCUCGCCGACAUUGUACUCGUUGACGGUGAUCUGAUCGGUAUCGUCAAGAGGCAAACCCGCCAGCCUUAUCUUGCUCAAGAGCCCAUCAAACAUCGGCGGCAGGUCGCCCACGCGCUUGCUGAUGUCGACAGACUUGGAAGCGUAGCAGAAUGCAUAACCAUAGUGCUGUGUGCGACGCCUUGUAAUGCUCUCGGUCCCCCAUCGCUCAUCAAUGGCCGACCGCAGGGCCUCCUGUUCGCUGGCACUUAGGAAGUCCUCGAUAAGCUGCAGGCCGGGGACGACGACAUCUCGCGUGACGCUCGUGCAGGUAGGGCUCGGAAGUCUCAUCAGAGGGCUGGCAAAAGCAGCAGAAAGGACAGACGGACCUGCACGAAGGAUGGCCACGUAGAUCGUUCUGGGAUCUUCCUCUUUUCUCCAUACCUUGUCGGUGUCCACUGUGCUGCAGCCCUUUUCUGGGAGGAGAGGGGG
Messenger RNA from Vitrella brassicaformis, 1383 nucleotides. The record is from the annotation of a GenBank genome assembly. NCBI's taxonomy places the organism in Eukaryota, Vitrellaceae.